AUGAAUCACAUGUUCAAUGACCUGAGUGCCAAAUAUGAUAAUGUCUCGAGCCAUAUGAGGCAAAUGGAUAUUCAGAUUGCUCAGAAUGCUGAGAGUGUGAAAAGACAGCAAGUCGCGCUUAGGAGUGGGAAGCAGUUAACUGAUCUGGCACCCAAGAGAUUCACAACAGCUGAAAAAGGGAAGCAGAAAGAGUCAGAACAACCACCAGUAACCGCACUAACAGACGAGGAAGAAGCAGGGCUUCCUGCUAAACAUACUCCGACCACUACAGAGCAGCCUACUGUGGUUGUUCGCCCAGCUGCAGAACCUGUACCCACCCGUGACUAUGUGCCUAAGGUUCUGUACCCUGUUCCUGCUAAGGCCACACGCAAGGACAAGGAGGAGAUGAAAUGUAGGAAGAUGCUGGAAGACAUAACAGUCAGACUCCCUCUCAUGAGUGCAAUCCAGAUGAUGCCAUCCAUGAGUAGCUUUGUGAAAGGACUUAUUUCUGGAAAGAUAACCGAUGACAGUGAGUUCAUGGUGGUCUCAAAAGAGUGCAGCGCUGUUCUCCAGAACAAAAGGAUCAAGAAACUGGGUGACCCUGGAAAAUUUGUCCUAUCCAUCCAAAUAGGGAGAACAGUCUUCUCAUGUUCGCUAGUCGAUCUGGGAUCAAGCAUCAACCUCAUGCCGUACUCUGUGGCUAAGCGCCUUGGAUUAACGGAUUUCAAACCUACCAGGAUGUCCCUAGUGUUUGCUGAUCGAUCAGUGAAAUCUCCGGUCGGAAUUAUCGAGGAUAUCCAAGUUCUUGUUGGGAACACGCUUGUCCCUGCCGAUUUCGUUGUUCAGGAACUCGAGGAAGAGUCAAAGGAUCCUCUGAUCCUAGGCAGACCAUUCCUAUGCACUGUCGGAGCUAUCAUAGAUGUGCGACAAGGAAAAAUCGACCUCCACCUAGGAGACAUUGUGAUGAGGUUCGAGAUGAAUCAGAUGCUCAAGAAACCUAUGCUGGAUGGACAAACCUUCACUGUCCAAGAGGAGGGCGAUCCGCUGGAACCAAGUGAUCAGAUGAUUGAGGAGAUCCUUACAGAUGAUCCGCUGGAACUAGCCUUGACUAGAGCUGAAGCAGAACAGAAUGUCCAGAACAUCGACGCUGAUGGGUACGCUAAGAUGUUGGACUCCGCCAGAACCAUGGAAAGAUUAGUGGCAUAUCUCAGUCUGGGGGAGAACAAUGCUUCAGACUCAUCGAGCUCGCCUAUUCCACCAAAUCGGAACAAUGACCCAUGGACUGAAUCCGAAGCUCCAAAAGUCGAGCUCAAAACACUCCCUAAGGGGCUCAGGUACGCUUUUCUUGGACCAAAUUCUACAUACCCAGUAAUCGUGAAUGCUGACCUGAACAAUGCUGAAACUGCUCUUCUCCUAUGCGAACUUAGGAAAUAUCGAAAGGCAUUAGGAUAUUCUCUAGCUGAUAUACCUGGCAUUUCACCUGAUCUGGUUCUGAAGCGAUGCGAGGAGAAGCAUCUCGUGCUUAAUUGGGAAAAAUGCCAUUUCAUGGUCAGAGAUGAGAUUGUUCUAGGACAUAAGAUUUCAGAAAAGGGCAUCGAAGUGGACAAGGCAAAGAUCGAUAUCAUGAUGAGUCUGCAGCCACCAACUUCAGGAGCUCUAGUCAGUGCACCGGUUGUCCAACCCCCAGACUGGGACCUCCCUUUCGAGAUCAUGACGGACGCGAGUGACUUUGCAGUAGGAGCAGUGCUUGGCCAGCGGAAGGAUAAUAAGCUCCAUGUGAUUUACUACGCGAGUAAGACACUGGAUGAAGCUCAAUGUAGGUAUGCUACCACAGAGAAGGAACUCCUGGCCAUCGUCUAUGCUUUUGAGAAGUUCCGAUCAUAUCUAGUUGGGUCUAAGGUGAUAGUCCACACGGAUCAUGCAGCCCUCAAGUACCUGCUCACGAAAAAAGAUGCCAAACCGCGGCUCCUGAGAUGGAUUCUCCUCCUUCAAGAAUUUGACCUGGAAAUAAAAGACAAGAAGGGGGUAGAAAAUUGA
Messenger RNA from Brassica napus (rape), 2016 nucleotides. RefSeq lists its product as uncharacterized. The coding region runs from base 1 to 2016 and encodes 671 amino acids. The transcript has 4 exons. Lineage: Eukaryota; Viridiplantae; Streptophyta; Magnoliopsida; Brassicales; Brassicaceae. The record is from RefSeq and is a predicted model, not a curated record.